Messenger RNA from Cyclopterus lumpus (lumpfish), 3448 nucleotides. Its product is annotated as sentrin-specific protease 7-like. The record is from RefSeq and is a predicted model, not a curated record. Gene Ontology annotation, biological process: protein desumoylation. NCBI's taxonomy places the organism in Eukaryota, Metazoa, Chordata, Actinopteri, Perciformes, Cyclopteridae. Gene Ontology annotation, cellular component: nucleus; cytoplasm. The transcript has 21 exons. Gene Ontology annotation, molecular function: SUMO-specific endopeptidase activity. Bases 906 to 3311 code for a protein of 801 amino acids.
UUUCUCAUUUAUGUAUUAUGUUUAAAUGCAUUACAAUCUGCCAGCCUUUCCUAAGGUAGCAUAUCUGAUCCAUUGGCUCAUUUAACGGCGGUAUUACUGACCUCGGCUUCUUUGCCUGAAGUGUUUGUAUUUUAAGGUGGUAUUGUUGAAUUAGAGAGUCUUUUUCAAAAUGGUAUUAAAAUAAAAUAAUCCUACCGGAUUACAGCAGCACAUAGGUAAAGUGCACACUAGAGUCAUAGUAAAAUCAAAAACAAGUGAUAUAAAUAAAAAACACUAAUAAAAACAGAGUAACUGAAUAUUCUAUAUACAGACAAUACAUAUAACUAUUUUGCACAGGUUGAAAUGUUUAAAGUGGUUGAAGUGUGUUGUGGUGAAGUUAAAGUGGUUGAAGUGUGUUGUGGUGUUCUGGGAGCAUCAGGGAUGGACACCACCUCCACCGUACCCAGUGGACACCAGCAGGGUGCUGGUGGAGGUGUUGUCCAUCAGGGAUGAGAGCUUAGCCAUCAGCCUCCUGUCUCCCAGCACCUCCACCGUACACCAGCACCCUGCUGGCUUUCGUUACCAGUUAGUCUUCCUGUCAGCUGUGGAGAUGCUGCUGCUCCAGAAGACCACUCCAUAGAAGAUGUCUGAUGCCACCACUGAGUGUCUCCUCAGCAGAUGGUCCUUUUUAUAGAGAGCAUGUGUGUGUUCAGUCCAGUUUAUUGUUCAGGUGAACACGAGGUACUUAUAAGAUCUCUCAAUGUCCAUUCCCUGGAUGUUCACUGGUUCCGGAGGAAGUCCACCACCAGCUCUUUGGUUCUACCAGCGUUGACUGGAGGCGGUUCCUCUAAAGUCCUGUAUUGUUGGUCUUCCAGUCUGUUUAUAAGAGUUAUGGGGAUCAGUCCAGCAGAGGCCGAGCAGACAGAAUGCAUGCUGGGAGCUCACAGGGCUCCUCAGGGAACAGCCAGAGUGCUCCGAUCUUCAGGAACGUCGUCAAGACGCUGCUCGGACUCAACGGCUCAAACCGAGGAGCUUCAGCAGCCAAUCACAGAGGAGCUUCAGCAGCCAAUCACAGAGGAGUAUGGAGCCACCAAUCAGAGUCUGGACAGAGAGCCGAGUCGUCCUCGACUUCUUUCUCCAACGGGUGGCGCCCUAAAAGAGCGUCAGACCGACUGCUUCCGCCCGAUGUGACCCCCGAUUGUCCGUCUCCACCACAGAAGAAGAAAAGUGACCUUACUGCCUCGGCAACUCGGCGACUCUCAGUCGACUCGCUGGACUCUCUGGCAGGUCUGAGGGGUGAGUGGCAUGCUGGGAGUUUGAGUUCCUCAGCGUUGAGAGAGACACCGUUGGGCAGAUGUGGAUCAGCUGAGAGGAAGCAUCAGGAGAAGAAGAACUCGUCUUCCUCGGGGUCAGACCAGACGUCAGAAGACGACUUUGUGUCCCCGGCCAGAGACACGCCCUCUGUGAUCUCACCGAGGAGGCGGAGCCUGGACCGGAGGGCGUGGCUUAGCAAACAGAUGGACGACGUGAGAGAGAAGGAGAGGAAGAGAUGGAGGGAGUUCAGUGGGAGGAAGACGAGUGGCCUUCGUCUUUACCUGAAGAAACCCAGAAGCACUCCAACAGAACCCAUCGUCCUCUCCAGUGAGGAAGAGGAGGAAGAGGAAGAGGAGGAUGAAGGAGACAGAGGAAACAGGACGUCACAGAGUCGAGUGGAGGAGGCGACGACUUCCAAAGGUGAAGAAGAUGAGAACAACCUUCCUCUUCCUGCUCUUCUUCCUCCUUCUCCUCCUCCUCCUUCUCCUCCUCCUCCUCCUCCUCCUCCUCCUCCUCCUCCUCCUCCUCCUCCUCCCUUCCUUCAGCUGGACUUCGUCUCGCUUCACGCCGGCCUGACGCAUGCCGACGCCAACGGGAAGAUGAUGAUCAAUGAGAAUGGCUUAAUCGUUCCUCUGAAAGGAGUCGAGGACGGGGAGAUCGCCCUGGUGGCGUCUCAGGUCCGGGGUUACGGCGUCUGCGACGGCGGCGUAGUUCAGGGCGGGGCCCUAUUGGCCGGUUGGGAAGGCCCCGCCCCCUCACUGCUCUUCCUGUGGGUGACUGACGCUCAGGCCAACUUACUGCAGAGGGAGCUGUCCUCCAUCCAGACCCCCACAUCAGGUACACUUGGAAACCAGGAACCAGGCCCGGCGUGCUCCUUCCUUCUGCUGGUGUUGAAGGAGCAGCUGCAGGAGCUGCAGGCCGCCCUGCUGGCCUCCAUCAUGGACAUGGAGGAAUACAGGAAGGGCUGCUCCUCCUCCGGCGGACCAACCUCCCCUCUAGAGUGGACCGACGGGCUCCUGCUCCUCCACAGCUGUCCUCCUCCUCUGGACCAGCACCUCCUCCAACUGUUGGGACACUCUGCUGUGAGAAACAAUCAGAAGAAUAAGAAGUCACAGCCGAACUCUUCUGGUCUGCAGCAGCUUCCCACCAGGUUGAUCCAGUACCCGGCGGCGCCAUGUAAAGGCCGGAUCACGGUUACAAAGGAGGACCUGGCCUGUCUGAGCGGCGGCGAGUUCCUCAACGACGUCAUCAUCGACUUCUACCUCAAGUUCCUCCUCCUGGAGGGUGUCGGGGGCUCGGUAGCCGAGCGGAGCCACGUCUUCAGCAGCUUCUUCUACAAACAGCUGAGCAGACGAAGAGCUGCCGGAGACGAUGGCGCCCCCUCUGUCCCCGAUCGUCACAUGAGGCAUCAGAGGGUGAAGACCUGGACCCGCCACGUCGACAUUUUCACCAAAGACUUCCUGUUUGUGCCUGUCAAUCAAGAAGCUCACUGGUUCCUGGUGGUCAUAUGCUUCCCGGGUCUGGAGGAGGUUCAGUACCAAGAGUUUCAGAGCUUAACAGGUGGAGCAACGCUUCCUGCAGGUAAACCUUCAUCCUUGAGCCUGAGAUCACAGCAGCUACCGGAGUGCACUCAGCGGAGCUGGCAGAGGGACACGGUGUUGAAGAGGCCGUGCGUCCUCGUCAUGGACUCCCUGAAGCUUUCGUACCACGAGAACAUCUGCCGGCUCCUCAGAGACUACCUGCAGGUGGAGUGGGAGGUCCAUCGGGGAACGCCUCGGCUCUUCACGGCGGACAGCGUGAGGAGCUCCAGCUGCAGAGUCCCUCAGCAGGACAACAGCAGCGACUGUGGACUGUACCUGCUGCAGUACGCUGAAAGCUUCCUGCAGAACCCUGUGGUACACUUUGACCUCCCGUUGCGGUUGGACAACUGGUUUCCACGCCAACGGGUGCGGCAGAAGCGCGAGGAGAUCCGAACUCUGAUCAUGAAGAUGCACCAGAGUCAGAAGGGAGGGAACUGAAAACCAAAAACCCAUCGAGCCGUGAAUUCACCUGUGCAAUACAUCAUUUAUAUUAAAUAUUUAUUAGUCUAGUUUUUGUUUUGUGUGUAUGUAAAUAACUUUAUACUGAAAAUAAACCUUGAUAAUUAUAAUAAUGA